This is a messenger RNA of Symbiodinium natans, 2313 nucleotides long. Lineage: Eukaryota; Dinophyceae; Suessiales; Symbiodiniaceae. The record is from the annotation of a GenBank genome assembly.
AUGGACCCUCAACUUCUCGUCGCAGCUUCCUCGAGGAGGGUGCUGCCUCCCUCGACAAUUCGCCGCGCAUCGCUGCCACUGACCAACGGCUGUAGAGUCGCCCGGGAUGCGCCGACGUCUCCCUUGGACGGCAAGUGCGAGGCCAAAGUCGCUUCGCAAGCUGUCAUGCUCGCCUUUGCCUGGCGUGCUCGAGGAGCCCUUAGCCGUCGCAGCUACGAACCCUUUGGAGGUAUCUAUGCGCGCGAGUACACUUUGCGACGGUACAAUCCUCGACCUGAGCAGAGCUGGCUCUCCUUCCCACUUCUGGCCCUGGCUUUGUCAGCAGCAUGGCAGGUGUUCCACAACUGGACCCAGUCCCUGAUUUCAUUGAGUAUACUGUCAUUUCUGGUGCAAUGCUAUGUGCCCGAGUGGGAGGACUUCGGCAUCCUCACGGAAAACACCCUGCGGGCGCGUGCGUCAAGUCAUCGCUUGGUACAGCUCGAGCGGACGAAAUCCCUGGAGACGCGGCUGAGACACCUGAGCCAGCUGCAGGCGCACGUCUCUGUGGAGGCUCCGCUUAGUCAGGACGGGGCCCUCGGCGCGGUGCUGCUCUGCAAGGAUCGCACCGGCGACCACGUGGCUGUGAAAGUCAUUUCCCUGAAAAAGGCGCAAGCUGCUGGAAUAGAGGAGAGCAGACUCUGGCGGGAGGUGCAGGUCAUGAAAGAAGUGCAGCAUCCAAACCUUCCUCGCCUCAUCGAUGUGGUGGCCAACUGGGAGACGCUGCCGCAGCUGGACGCAACACCUCCGCAUCUUUGUUUGAUCAUGGAGUUUGUGCAGAAAUCCGAGCCGCUUUCAAUGGCAGUGCGGCGACAAGGGGCGAUGCCUCACCGAGCAGCGCAGAUAGUGGCGCAGCUUGCGUCCGCGCUUUGCAAGCUGCACCGAGCAAACAUCAUUCACAGAGAUGUGUGGUGCGAAAAUGUUCUUAUCGGAGAUCGUGAGAAAAUUGUGCUGAUCAACUUCGGGCGUGCCGAGUACCUGAGCGGCAGGCCAGCAGCGAACUCGAAGCUGAACACCCCCUACAUGUCGCCGGAGGCUGCUUCAGGUAUGCCGCAGCAAACAGGCGACGAUGCUUGGGGGCUUGGCCUCCUCCUUACGGAGAUUGUCACAGGUCGCUUCGUUGUCGACCGCCUGGGCCGGUCUGACGUGCCCCUCCAUGUCCAGCGGCCCACCCUGACAGCUGCAGUUCAAGAAACGGCUGCUUGUGCAGCGCCUGCGCUCGCCCAGCUCGCCUCGCAGUUGUUGGACCUCAGCGCUUCCAGACGGCCUGCCAUGGUGGAAGUCAUCAGUCUUCUUCGGCCUUCAACGCACAACGAUUCAGGACAGCCAACCUCUCAUGCCGCAGAGCGGGCCGAUCGGAAAGCCUUGAACAAGCUGAGGGCCUCGCAAGCUCGCAACGAGAAGAGCCCCUUGGGCUUCCGGGGACGCUUGCAGAACAAUUCCUCGCCUGUGCGGCUGGCCAAGGUGGCCAGCCCGAUUUUGGCGCAAGCGGCAGUGCAGGCCAAUGAGCGUCCUUCCCGGCACAGCUUCGGCGGAAAGUCUACACAAUUCGAAAGUCCCCCAGCGAACUUUCAGCCCGGCGAGACGGUCUUGUAUUGUCCAAGAUCACAAGCUGGCGUUCUGAAGGCCAUUGUCUGUGGCAAGCUGGCCGACGGCAAGGGUUGGCGCAUUCAGCUGGAGAGCGGCGAGUUUCAGGAAGUGGAGAAGGGGGAGGACUGGCGACUGUGCCUCUCCGAUCUUCCCGUGGCGCCGCCUCACAAGAAGGUGUCCUCGCCGAGGGAGAUUCCAACGUCGACGGCGGCAGCCAAGCCACCAAUGAAGGGACCUGUCUUGGCUUGGGCUCCCGAGGCCAACGUGAUGGGUGGUCGUGGGAAGGUUCUGGCAUCUUCGUCUACAGUGUCUUCUCUGGCGACCACGACGCCCUCGGCUGGUGCUACUUCGGAGGCCUCAUCUCACGCUGCCGACGGUUCAUCACUGGUCGCGUGCAAGAGCUAUCACGUUGCUUCAGUCAAUGCACUCCCCGUUGGCCAGCAGCUAUGGGCUGGCAGGUGUGCUUCACCGACUUUACGGCGCGUGGGCUCUGCAAAUUAUGCCGACAGCCCCAAGGCCGUCCAAGGCUACCAAGCCGUGCAUCCGCAAGGUCUCCUGGGUCAGGGCCCCGCGCUGCGCUUCGUUCCACCGCCGCAGGCGCCACAGGUGCCGCAGGUGCCGCAGCCCGUCAUGGGCCGCCGAGUGCUGUACACAGGAGCAAUGGAUGGCAGUUCCCCGGUGUGGUGA